AUGAGAAUCUCAAAGGUCCUUGAUAUUCUUAGCUCAGGGGAUCAUGUCGAUGUGCAUAAUUUCGAGAAGCCGUUCAAAACAGAUGGCGAGGGACGUUUGAUCUACGCACCUGAGAGACUGUCUUCUUCGCAAGCUGUCGAAUUGUUCAGUCAACGAAGUAACAGUGGCGGUCCACCAUGCAAUCUACUUAACUUGGGCUGUUUGAAGGACAAUGCUACACCGGCGUGCUUCUCUAACAGAAACGACUACUCCCUCAUGCAUACGUGUAUCAACAAUGGCAAAUCUGAGAAGCGCGAGUGGCACGGCCAUGAUUGUUCUGCCUUUCAACUUCUGGCGUCCAAGGGCGCUGCGCAUCUCCUGCAUGUCGAUCGUCAUGGCGUUUACACCACUGCGCUUACCGAAGAGGAAAAGCAGCUUUGGCUAAUAUGGCCUGGAUUAACUCUAGAGGAUCUUCAAAGCAUGCAUGUCCAUGACGGCGGCAUAGCAGUUUUGGUCGAUCAGGGCGACAUGCUGAUCCAGCCUCCGAAUAUGCUCCAUGCACUCUUAUGA
Molecule: messenger RNA, 549 nt
Organism: Fusarium sp. VM40
Lineage: Eukaryota; Fungi; Ascomycota; Sordariomycetes; Hypocreales; Nectriaceae
Source: the annotation of a GenBank genome assembly